Messenger RNA from Tribolium castaneum (red flour beetle), 850 nucleotides. It is a transcript of the gene Pex11ab, whose product is annotated as Peroxin 11a/b. The coding region runs from base 88 to 786 and encodes 232 amino acids. The transcript is spliced from 3 exons. Gene Ontology annotation, cellular component: peroxisomal membrane. Gene Ontology annotation, biological process: peroxisome fission. The record is from RefSeq and is a predicted model, not a curated record. Lineage: Eukaryota; Metazoa; Arthropoda; Insecta; Coleoptera; Tenebrionidae.
AAACAAUGAGCUGUCAAACUCCGAAGAUAAAUAUUUGGUACUUUGACCGGUUAAUUAACGUUAGCGACAGGUUUUAGCAGUGUCACGAUGGAUACUUGGGUUAAAUUAAAUGGUCAGACAGCUGGGAGAGACAAAACCGCAAGAUUGCUGCAAUAUUUGAGCCGAAUCCUCUGGCACCGCUUGCAACACAGUAACAAGGACCAAGUCAAUGCGUUUAAAAAUCUGGAAUUCCAGUUGAGCACAUUUCGAAAAUUGCUCAGAUUUGGCAAAUGCCUUGAUGUUAUUUACUCAACGGUGGCUCUCUUCGACCACGGGGACUCCACAGUGCGCCACACGAUAAUCCUGAGCCGGAUUGCCAACUCGUUGUUUCUUUUAGCCGAUCAUUUGCUGUGGCUAGGCCGUGCAGAUGUCUGUAAUAUCGACACGCAGAAAUGGAGCCGCAUUUCAAACAAAUACUGGCUGUAUUCCAUCACAAUGAACUUAGUUAGGGACUUUUACGAGAUUUCUUGUAUUAUUAAAGCGCAGAAACGAACAAUUGUACCUGAUUGCGGUGUUCAGAAUGUUAACGACUUGUAUAAAAUUCUUUCUCGGACUUUGACAGUGCUACAGUGUCAUAAGGGGGUCAUGAUUGACACUGUCAAAAACGCGUGCGAUUUUUUCAUCCCCUUGACGGCCCUUGGGCACACGAAGCUGUCCCCGGGGGCCGUGGGGUGGCUGGGGGUUGUCUCGUCACUGGCUGGGCUUCUGGUCCUCGUGGACCCUAAAAUAAAGCUGUCCCCAGCCUGAUUAAUUGACAUUAUUUAUGGUGAUAGGUUUUUUGUAACAUUUGUUUAAUAUAAAUUACCAAUUA